Molecule: messenger RNA, 1226 nt
Organism: Durio zibethinus
Lineage: Eukaryota; Viridiplantae; Streptophyta; Magnoliopsida; Malvales; Malvaceae
Product: putative N-acetyltransferase HLS1
Molecular function (GO): acyltransferase activity, transferring groups other than amino-acyl groups
Source: RefSeq, a predicted model, not a curated record
UCUUUUAAGCCAAGAGAAAUGGUUGACAGCAUAGGAGAUAAGGUUCUGGUUAGGGAAUUUGAUGAUGGCAGAGAUAUUGAAAUGGUGGGGAAGCUUGAGAAAAAGUGUGAGAUAGGGUCUAAUAAUAAGGGGACCUCCAUUUUUACAAAUAUGAUGGGUGACCCUUUGUGUAGAAUUAGGUUCUAUCCACUUCAUCUUAUGCUGGUAGCUGAGCUGCGUCAAAAUGGGGAGCUUGUCGGAGUAAUUAGAGGCUGCAUCAAGUAUGUCGGGACUAAAUUUGGAGGAGCACAUGUGAAGUUGGGUUGCAUUCUAGGCCUUAGAGUAUCUCCUAGACAUCGGCGAAUGGGGAUCGGAUUAAAACUUGUGAGAGCAAUGGAAGAAUGGUUGAUAAAUAAUGGAGCACACUACACUUUCCUAGCAACAGAAAGGAACAAUGUUGCCUCUACAAACCUCUUCACUGCCAAAUGCAAUUACAGAAAUUUAAGCUCAUUAGUCAUAUUUGUUCAACCAAUCAGUUUUGCAAUGAAGGGUGGCCUCUCUCAAGAUAUUAAAGUAGAGAAGUUGACUAUAGACCAAGCAAUUUCUUUGUAUGAUAACAAGCUCAGAGGCAAAGAUAUAUAUCUGACUGACAUUGACGCAAUCCUGAAGGAAGAGCUGAGUCUUGGCACAUGGGUAUCUUAUUUCAAACAAGAUGAAUGGAUAGGUUUGCACAGUAAAGAGAAGAAUAAUGAAGAUAUUAUUAGUACAAGUCCAGGCUCUUGGGCCAUGUUUAGCAUAUGGAAUUCUUGUGAAGCUUACAAGAUUCAUAUCAAAAAGUCUCAUCCAUUGAAGUUUUUUCUUGAAACUUUAAGCCACGCAAGAGACAAGAUCUUCCCUUGCCUUAAGAUUCCAAUAUGUGAUUCAGUUGAAAAACCAUUUGGUUUCCUAUUUCUUUAUGGACUUCAUGGAGAGGGAGAGAGGCUUGGGGAGCUCAUGAAAUCUGCAUGGAGCUUUGCAUCAAGAUUGGCAGAAAAUGUAAAGGACUGCAAGGUGAUCAUAACUGAGUUAGGUGUCUCUGAUCCUCUCAUGGAACAUGUUCCCCAUGAGUCAUCUAUGUCACGAAUCGAUGAUCUCUGGUACUUGAAGAAAGUGAACGGAUCCAUCAAUGAUGAGGACGACCUAGGAAUGACGGGAGAACUUGGAAAUGUGGUUGUUGAUCCGAGAGAUUUCUAGAGUUCUUCACUAAA